CGCUAUCUGACUAUACUGGGCGGAGAGAAAGAAACCCAACUGAACUAAGCCUCCAGCCGACACUCAACAGAGCAGCAGCCGAGGCUCACAACCGAGGACGCACAUCGGGACACCCUACAGACGAGCUAAACAGAAGAAAACAGAAGCAUCUCAAGCCAAUCCGUUACAUUCUCGUCAGGAUUUACAGAGGUUUUGAUGUCGGCUGAUCUAGUGUGAAGCGUUUACUGGUUCAGCUUCUGUGUCUGAGGAGAGGAGGUACAUUUCAGCUAUACUCGGGUCUCGUAAACGGAAUGAAUGACCAAGACAAAGGUUGACACCGGUUCCCCGACGCAUUUUGUCUCGUCGAAGGAGAAGAGGCAAAAGCAGAAAAUGGAGAGCAGCAUUGGAGAACAAGAGCAGCCGCAGCCGUCACAACAGCAGCCCGCGCAGCCGCUACAAGUUACCGAGAGAAAGAAAAUACACCGGGCACCGUCUCCAGCGAGACCCAAGGAUGUGCCCGGGUGGUCCCUCACGAAAAUCCGCGGCGGUAUCGGCACGCCGACGCUGAGCGUGAAACCGGGGGCCAUAUAUUUAGGUGGCCGCGUGUCCAGACGGAGCCCGGUUACCGGGAAGGAGACAAAAACAGAGAAGAGUAAACCGACCGGCAAACCCGCGCUGUCCGCGCCCGGUGCUCAGAAGAGCUGCGUGAAGUCCAAUAAAAGCGGUCGGAGAAAAGUCUCGGACGCCAGCAUCGGAUCGGAUGAUUUGAGCAAGGACUCCGGCUGCGCUGCGGGGAAACUCUCCCCCACCGACAGCAGCUCCGAGCUCUCCGACUGCGCCUCCGAGGAGAAUAAAGUCUCCACAGAUGCGCUGAGCAGCGACACCGAGACCAGCAGCCGCGGGGGGAUCGACGGAGAGAAAGCGCCAGCGAGUGGUCAAACCAAGAGCAGCGUGGAGAAAGAGCGACUCUCGCUGGGGAUGGAGACCGCAGAGGGGAGCGUCUCUCUCGGCGACGAGCGCUCGCUCACCUCGGUCGACAGCAGGAUGCCCGCCAGCACGUCCUUGGCGUUCUCGGACCUGACUGAGGAAUUAAUGGACGGCAUGCAUGAGGAACUAGUCAGGGAAAUAGAGGAACUCAGGUCGGAGAAUGAUUAUUUAAAGGAUGAGAUGGAGGAGCUUCGCUCUGAGAUGCUGGAGAUGAGGGACAUGUACAUGGAGGAAGAUGUGUAUCAGCUCCAGGAGCUCAGACAGCAGCUGGAUCAGGCCAACAAAACCUGCCGCAUCCUGCAGUACCGCCUCAAGAAGGCAGAGAGACGCAGCAUCCGCGUGGCCCAGACCGGACAAGUGGACGGGGAGCUUAUCCAAACACUGGAGCAAGACGUCAAGGUGGCCAAAGACGUGUCCAUCCGUCUGCACAAUGAGCUGGACGCUGUGGAGAAGAAGAGAUCUCGUCUGGAGCAGGAGAACGAGGAGCUGAGGGUGAAACUGCAGGAUCUGGAGGUGGCCAAGCAGGUCCUGCAAGCGGAGAUGGAGAAGGCCAGAGAGAACUUGAAGAAGAGAGGUGCCAGACCAAACAACAAACCUGAUAAAAAAGCAUCGCCUCAGCCUCCAGAAGACAGUUCAGACCUAAAGUGCCAGCUUCACUUUGCCAAGGAGGAGUCAGCUCUCAUGUGCAAGAAACUCACCAAGAUGGUCAAAGACAACGAGGCGAUGAGGGAGGAACUGGCAAAGUAUCGCUCUGUGUACGGAGAUGUUGAUGCCUCACUUACUGUCGAAGAGGUCGCCGAAUCUCCUCACACCCGAGAGGCUGAGGUCAAAGUCCACCUGAAACUGGUGGAAGAGGAGGCAAACCUUCUAAGCCGACGGAUCGUGGAGUUGGAGGUGGAAAACCGCGGCCUUCGUGCUGAAAUGGAUGAUAUGAAGAUCCAAGAUUCCCCGGGUGGAGCUGGCGUCAUGGGUGGAGUCGGAAGUCAGCUGCUUUCCACGUCUGAGAAUGUGAUGGAGCUGCAGCGCCACCUACAGUUUGUGGAAGAAGAGGCAGAUCUGCUGCGGCGCUCCUUGAUAGAAAUGGAAGAGCAGAACAAGCUGUUGAUGAAUGAGCUCAACCACUACAAGUCUGAACUUUCUGCUGUCACUGAAAUAGAGCCGUUGUCAUCCACAACCCUCACUUCACCUACGAUCAUCCCUGAUGCUUCGGAAGAUGGAGGAUCUGGUCUAAACGAAGCCAGCCAUAAAGAACUACUUGUUGCCAGGCUACAGAUCGUAGAGCUGAACGGCAAAGUAAAGAAGCUCCAGUAUGAAAACCGUGUGCUUCUGUCCAACCUUCAACGCUGUGACUUGGCCUCCAACCAGGGAUCCACACGUCCAACGCUGGAGACUGAUGCUGAAGCAGGGGACUCGGCUGAGUGUGUCCCCAGCCAGGCGCACCGCGAAGGCCCAGUUGGUGAUGAGCAGAAUGAUAUUCUGGAGGAGAAGAAUCUGAAAGUUUCAGGAACAAGUCACAUUCAUACUGCUCAGUGCCUCAGCAUAAAAGACCUUCUCGCCAUCCGCGACCAGGCACUACUUGUUACCUCAGCCAUUCAGCUUCUGACAUCACCCGACCCCUCCUGUAUCUCACCAGAUGCCCUCUAUCAUAAGAUUACGACAAACGAGUCUGCAGAACCAGUUCUAGAGAAGAGCCAGACCCAGAGCUCCAUGCUGCCCCUGGUGGAGGCCCUGCAUGGCAGACUGCAGUCGCUCCAGGCUCAGCUACAGGCCCUCAGUGAGAGGGUGGAUGCCCUGGGGCAGACCCCGGAGAGGGAGCGUGUGGAAGGGAUGUCCCUGAUGCCCCAGCUGUCUGAGGCAGAAGACCCUGCAGCAAAUUGCCCAUGCCCUCCAGAUGCUCAGUUCAACCAGAACACAACCCAACAAAAGCCUGACUCUAGAGACCAGCCAGACUGUGAAGUCAAAGUUCACCCGUGCAAGGCAGAGGAGGAGAGCAACAGCCACAAAGACAGCAACAAAGAUGAGAAAUCUGACUUAAAGGAAACAAACUCUGAUCUGCUGACAGAGCAGGUUUGCGAGCUGCACGCUCUGUUGUCUGAGGCGAGAGAGAAGGCUCAGGGAGCACAGGAAGCACUGUCACAGGAGAGACUGGCACGCCACGAUGACACACAUAAACUCUCUCAGCUUCAGGAAGAGCAUCAGAAGGCUCUCCUCCGCUGUGACUUCCAGCUGCAGAGUCUGAGUCUACAGACGCGUCUGCAGCAGAAGCUGUGGAGUCAGGAGAGAAACCUCCUGGUGCAGGAGUCACAGCAGCUCAAAGAGAGCCUGCUCCUCAUCAGCCUCAAGCUGCGCUGGCUCCUCAAACAGUGGAGACUCGGCAAGAAACUAGACACCGAAAGCAAGGAUAUCCUAGAGGUUAAUAGUGUAAAAGAUCUUCGUAUCCUGCUCGAGGAAGAUGGCCUGUCUUCCCACUAUGGAGACAACAAGAUGUCAGCUGCUGAGGAGCAGCCACUCAAUCCUACACCCAAAGAGCACAGCCUGGCAGAGAAAAGCUGUCCACAGCCUGGUGGAUUCAGCAGUACUCUGUCGGACCUGAAGGUAGCGCUACAAGACCUGAGCGCUGAGCUGCGCGAGGAGCGUCAGAGUUCACAGGAGUUAACGCAGCAGUUUGCGCGUGCUAAAGCAUCAUGGGAAGUCGAACGGAUGGAACUCAAGAGUAUUAUCACUCAGCUGGAGGGUAAGAUGGGGAAGGCAUCGGUGGCUGUGGGCGAAAAGGAGUCUCCAGACCUCAAGGGGGCACUGAAAAAGGAGCGAGAGGAGCAUCAACACCUGUUGGCGGACUCUUAUGCUGCUGUGAUGGACCUCACCAAACAACUACAGAUCAGUGAGAAGAACUGGAGCCGAGAGCGGCUGGAGCUUCUGGAGCACUUCAACCAGGAAAGAAGUCAAUGGGAACAGCGUUUACGAGAAGCCCAGAGCAAAGGCACACAGGCUCUGCAUGAUAAAACAUCUGAAAAGGAAAUCUCAGCAGAUGCAGCCACCAGUGGUUCAGGACUGCAAAGGACCAAAUCAUUUUCUGCCCUCUCUGAAUUUAAGUGUCUUCUGGACACUAGUCUGUUCCUUCCUGGUCACAAGGUCAGCGGAGUGCCAGAGUGCAAUGUUCCACAGCAUCAAACUACUGCUCCUGCCUCCAUUUUGGCUCGUACUGACUUAAGUGAUCUCAAUAGGAAGAAUUGGAAGUACCUGACCAAUGAUUCUGCAAUGCUGGAGAAAGGUGACCAGUUUAAGACAUGGGACUGCCCAAGCACCAACUCUAACAGCAGCUUCCCUGGACUGGAGUUGAGCAAGGAGUACAUCCAGAGAAGUUACACUGCUCCAGAUAAGACGGGUAUUCGCAUUUAUUACAGCCCUCCAACAGUGAGGAGAAUGGAGAGGAGGCCAGUCAAAGAAAAGGCCAAGCAGGAUCCUCAGCAAGGACCAUCAUCUAGAGACACAGCCAUGAUAGAUCCAUCAGGUCAGACUGCUGCAUCUGCACCUUUGUCGACCACUUCCUCAUCCACUUAUGAGCAGUGGUUUAGCUCACUUUCACAGCAGCAUAGAGACCUACUUGAAGGACGGACGGGAGGUUCUACACCAUUCCACGGACUGGAAAUUUCAGGCAACCUUAGUGAUGACAUGAAGGAGAUGACCAACUGUGUGCGACAGGCCAUUCGUUCCAGUUCUCUGGAGAGGAAGUGCAGCAAAGAUACAGGGAGCCAGACAGUUGGUGUUUCAAGCACAGGAACGCAAACAGCACAGUUUGUCAGCAUUGGCCUACAAACCGAUGGACCCUUUCCAACAGCUAGAGGCCUUCAAGGGAAAGCAUGGUCUCCUCGUCCAUCCACCUCACUUUCAUCUGCACGCUCCCGACAGAUCUCUACAUCUCUAGAGAAAGUCCACAGUCGCAUAGAUAGACCAUGUUGCUCACCGAAAUAUGGCUCACCUAAGCUUACCCGCAGGGUCUCCACCUCCUCCUCCAAACUGGAGACGUCCUCAACAUCUUCAAGGGAUCGCAGUGUAUGGAAUCUUCAUAAUCGUAGUGGAUCUCAGAGCGGUUCGGCCUGGGCACGUUCCACCACCACCCGAGACAGCCCAGUGCUUAGUGGCCUCAAUGAUGGCUUGACCAGUCUCUUCAGUGUGGUGGAACACUCCGGAAGUGUUGAAUCAUUAUGGAAAGCAGAUCCAUGCUCUGGAAGACAAGCUGCUGGGAAACCUUCCUAUCCUAGCAUAGGUAUCGGACUGGGAGAAGCGGGAGCUCAGAAGUAUGGCAUGGUCCAGGAGUUUCUCCACAAUGUUUGCGGCAGGACUGUGCCAGCAGACUCCAUGGAUGAACCAAAGCCUGAAUGCCUACCUGGAGCCUUGAUUGGCACAGACAACAUCACGAAGAUCGUCAAUAAAAGGUUUAUGAAAACACAAAGAGAAGAGUUUGUAGCCACUGGAAAGGAUGCAAUGAGCUCAAGCUCUAGUACCCUGGAGGAUUCAGUUUGUGACUGCAGCUCACAAACUGCCACUUCCUGUUUUGCCCGCCACUCGCGCUCCAUCACACGACAUACCCAUGGCCAGUGCAAACAUCGAGUGCAAGAUUCACCCAUGGGAACUGAAGAACGAUUCGAUACCAGUAAUGAAUGAUAAUGAGGGUGGCCUCUUGUGACACCCAAAAAGUACACAAAGAAGACAACUGUCAACACCCACCCCACACACACACUGCCACACAAUUCCACUGCCCCAUACACCAAUACACCAAUACACACAGACACACCCUUAAACAAACAAAUACAUACUUCAUACCUUCAAUAAAAGUCUUCAGGGUUACAUCAAUGGGACCUUAAAGAAUUCCUGCAUCUGGAGUUUCAAAACCAGAUCUCAGUUUAACCAGCACACUUUAAUGCCAAGGAAGGGGAAAGAGUUGACCUACCCUUUAGGUCCACCAUUCCACUUUCAACCAGCCAGAUUCCACAAUGUAAGUCCAUCUUUCCAGCGUAAAACCAGCCAGACUUGCCUUUAAAGUAAACCAUUCUACAGUCAUCCAUUCAGACCUCUCCUUGAACUCUGUCAUUCCUCUGUUCUUCGUCCAGCCAACAGCACAGCUUAGCCAGCCAUUUCAAUCCCCAUGGAAGAACUUAAUGAAGCCAUGUAGAUAUAAAGGGAACAUACAGCAUGCAACUGAACUACACAAACCAAGAAUCUCAACAUGGCCUUCAGUAAGAUCAUGAUGUUUUUUGACAACUGCCCAGUGGCCCUUACUUUUGACCACAAACAGCAUUGCUUGGAGUAGCUGUAAAAUUGUCCUGUAAUCAUGUCCUGUAAUCAGCCCUUAAUGGAUUUUACAAAUUUACAACUUUGAGUCUACAAUGGACCACUUUUCCCUUCAAUAGUUAAGAAAGGUGUCAACCAAAUUCAACAUGGUUUCAAUUGGUAUUAAGUUUAUGUUCUCUAUAGACAAUCAUCAAACUAGCUUGAUUCAACAACUAUAUAGACUCUGCAACUACUUGGGACCAUCUUCCAUUUUCAAACCAGCCAAAAUAUGAAACUCUGAAUAUACCCCUGGAUUUCUCUGAAAAAGGACUGUAUGAUAUGAUUGGACAUAUUGCAUUAUGGAUCUGUCCUUUUUAAAACUUAAUAUUCUUAUUAUGCUGUCUGAAGAUGUCUACGAAGAGCAUGUUGGUAGCUGUAGAGUAGGAGGAUAGCAGUUUGCUUUGGUACUUCGUUCAGUGUUUGAACAUUUACAUUAACACGUAAUUCUCCAUUCCCUGGCUAGGAUCUCCUCAUGAAUUUUAAAGUGUAACUGUCAUUUUUAUUCUUACCCUGUAGUUCUACAGAAGACAUGUUGCUGGGUGCAUCUUCUGCUAUUUUCCUCUUUAUUUUCUCUGUGUCUACCUCUUAAUCCUCCAUCAUUAUGCUGAAUAAACGUAAUGAACCUUCAGUCAGGGUAGACGCCAAUUUUCAUUUGAUGGGAAUGAAAAACAUGAGAACAUGGGAAAAUAAUGCUUGUGGUCAACAUUUAAGACAUAACAUUGGUCAGAUAAUGCUGCAUAGACUGUUGGGUAGUAACUGUAUAUUCUACAUCAGUGCAAAAUUAGCAAAAGCGGACUUUAGUGAAACCUAAAAUGGUAAAUGGGACACCCUAUAUGCCCUAUUGCAGCGCUAGCAGCAGUCAAUCUCUUACAGCCUCAUUCAUGCCAAACUGAAUGUUGUCUACCCUGACUAAAUCCCAUAAUCCUAUUUUCCAGAACACAUUUGAAAGCGUCACAAAAUACCAAUUAUGCAGAUUUUACAUAUAUAAACAGAGAUAUGUUUAAGACUGAAACAAUGAAUACUAAUUAAUUGGCCAUAGUGAGAUUUUGAUAUUAGUAAAUUUUUAUCAUAUAAUCCCAAAAUAUAAUCCAUAAUUCAUGUAGCUAUGCAGUUACCGUAAUAUGAGUGUGUGCCUCCCUGUGUCUGCUCAUGCAUCAGAGUUAAGUGUGUUUGAAAUGUGUUUUCUCCAAUCUCCAGUUGGAGUGGUGCUGCAGAAACUGUAGUUUAGUCCUUUUCGCUGGUGCUUUUCUUAGGUUUGAUGUCAGUAAAUUAGAGAAAACAAAUUUGUAUGCAUUUUUCUCGAGCCAUAAGGAUUUCUUUAUUCAGCUCUUUUAUAAAUCGGGCAUUAGUAAAGUCUCGGAAUAUGACAAAAAAAAAAAAAAAAAAAAACAGUCAGAUAUUAUAAUCCCAGCCUAUUAUUUCCCAGAUAAUGUCUCCUCUUUAUCUGUCACAGCCUUGCCAUAUGUCCCACAGCUACCUCUUAAAUCAAAACUGUAUCUUAUAAUAUGUUUAACCUGUUCAUGUUUCAAUUUGAAGGUCACUAGAGUGCCUUUAAAAAAAAAAAUUAAAGCAACAAGAUUGUGUUCUCAGAAGACUGCUGUUAGCUACUGAACCCCUCUGUUUUUUUUUAAAAGGAUGAAAAUGAGACAAAGUCUGUAUUUGUAAGGUUAAAUGAAGUGCAAAUUCAAUCUGUAGUGUAUAUUGUAAUUUAUAACAGAAGCCAAAAUACAGUUUGAGGACAUAUAAGAGUGAAAUCUGCUAAUGUAAUCAAUCCAAGCUUUCUUUAUAAGCCAUUUUAACUUGUUUGAAUGUUUCCUGAAUUGAGUAUAAUGAUGUAGCUUUGCCCACUUAUAAAUAUCAGAGAAACGGUGUACCAUCCCUUCAAGUGCCCUUUAACCCGUUUAGUCUUGGUAUUCGUGCUUCUGGUUUUGGUCACAUGAUCUCUGAAAAAAACAGGGGGAAUGACCUUAGCUUUUUGUUUGAGUGCUCCCACAAUGCUGAAGUCUUACAUCAAACCCCACUGAUGGUUUGAAAAUGGAAAUUUCCCCAAAUUUAGCAGAAGAACGUAAAUGCUACCAAUUAGACACAGCUUUAUAGCAAUUCUUAAACCAGUGACAGAAGUUUUAAAGGUCAUGUGGUAGGUGGUUUUGGAUUUAAAGAUGUUGUUUCCGUGGGAACAGCUCUCUGAUUGGCCCUCCUGUUCACAAUAUUGGUCUGUGUCAUCACAACACCCUGUUUUAAUGCCUAGCAAUAUAUACAACUCCUUGUCACUUAUUUUUGUCAAUAUUGUUUGCUAAAUUAUUAUAAAGAGAAUGCUUGUAUAUUUCUUUUUUUGUUUCCAUUUGAAAUCUCUUUCAAAUGAAAAAAGAUGAUGACAGAUGGACAUUGAGGAACCUUUCUAAAUGUUUUAACUUGAAAUCAAAUAUACUGUAUAUAAAUACACAAUUUGUACUCUUUCUAUCCUCGUGUAGGAAAUGUUGAAUGUCUCUGCCAACUUGAGCUUGAACUCUGUACCUUUCCUCACCUGAAUUAAAAACAUGAGAUGAUUUUGUGUAAAUAGAAACAUUUUAAAAAUAAAAGUGCUGGAAAUUCCUUUGUUA
This is a messenger RNA of Carassius auratus (goldfish), 8897 nucleotides long. It is a transcript of the gene mtcl2, whose product is annotated as microtubule crosslinking factor 2. The record is from RefSeq and is a predicted model, not a curated record. The coding region runs from base 295 to 5631 and encodes 1778 amino acids. NCBI's taxonomy places the organism in Eukaryota, Metazoa, Chordata, Actinopteri, Cypriniformes, Cyprinidae. The transcript is spliced from 14 exons. Gene Ontology annotation, biological process: regulation of autophagy.